Molecule: messenger RNA, 1324 nt
Organism: Schistocerca americana (American grasshopper)
Lineage: Eukaryota; Metazoa; Arthropoda; Insecta; Orthoptera; Acrididae
Product: ankyrin-1-like
Exons: 2
Coding region: 122-1324 (400 amino acids)
Biological process (GO): protein localization to ciliary inversin compartment
Cellular component (GO): ciliary inversin compartment
Molecular function (GO): protein binding
Source: RefSeq, a predicted model, not a curated record
UUUCCCAGAUAUUAAAUUGGGACACAAAAGAGCGACACGGAGAGGUGGCACACUGGUUACAACACUGCGCGCUCGUAUCAAGAGGAGUGGUAUUCAGAUCCCUGUCAGAAGCCCCAGAAACAUGGAGGCUUCAGAGGGUCAGCUGACUGCAGCUGAUGUAAAAGGUUGGUCACCACUGCGCUUCGCUGAAGAAACAGGAGCUUGGACGUGGGUCGAGAGAUUUCUCCAAGGUGGUAUUCCACUGAAACAUUUGGAAUCAACGAGAAGGAUGCUGAAAAGCGUCGACUCUGCAGCAGAUAUAAUUAGGACAGCAUGUGCUGCUAGCUUGUUACAGCUCCUGCAGUUUGUCCUCUCUGUCGAUUCGUCUUUGGCUAACGUCAAACUGGAUACUGAGGGGACGACUCCUUUACACGUGGCUGCAGCCCACCAACGCCUUGCAGUAGUGCGUGUGCUUUUAGACGCGGGAGCAGAUGUCGGGUCUAAGACUAACCGGGGUCGCUCAGCACUGCACACCGCGGCAGCUGUGGGUGCCGAGAAAGUCGUGCACAUCCUGCUGGAAUCUGGGGCGCGGAUGUGGGAGCUCGACCGGGAAGGUAAGAGCGCUGUGCAGCUGGCAAAGGAGGGAGGUCAUUUGGGCCUCUCCAGGGUGAUGGAAAUCCGUGGCGGCAAUGUGCAACUCGGUCUGUGGCGGAUGAUAAUAGCAGGGUCGGCAGGUGACGUGGAGGCUGUGCGGAACUUACUGCCAUUACUUCCUCCAAAGGAACCUGGGGAAUGGACAGACCUUCACUGGGCAAUGAUAAGGGGCAAUCCAAAUCUGGUGCGCACGUUCCUCGCUGCGGGGAUGGACCCGAACGUGAGCGACAGCCACGGCAACACGCCACUGCACGUAGCAGCCGCCAGGCGUCCACCGGCUGUCAGUGCCGCCCUCAUCGAUGCCGGCGCAGACAUCGACGCCGCAGAUUCCACUGGCUCCACGGCGCUGCACUACGCGGUGCGCACCGGAAAUGUGGAUACCGUUCGGCUGCUGCUGAAGUCCGGGGCUCGCCACGACGUGCGCGACAGCGACGGGAAGACGCCGCUGCACCACGCCGUCUCCAGGGGGUCGCUGGAGGCAGUGAACUCGUUGUUGGAGGCUGGAGUUCACAGGGACAAUAAGGACGCGCGCGAGGAGACGCCCUACGACCUCGCACGGAGGUUUGGCUACACUGACAUACUGCGAAUGUUGCGGCUCACGCCGUGUGCGGGAACUCCAAUGCCAGCGACGAGUCACAGCUGCUCGGACACAGCGACGUGCUGCCAGUACUGCGCCUCACAUUACGACUGA